Messenger RNA from Neoarthrinium moseri, 804 nucleotides. RefSeq lists its product as uncharacterized. Lineage: Eukaryota; Fungi; Ascomycota; Sordariomycetes; Amphisphaeriales; Apiosporaceae. The transcript has a single exon. The coding region runs from base 1 to 804 and encodes 267 amino acids. The record is from RefSeq and is a predicted model, not a curated record.
AUGUGUGGCCUUUAUGCCUGUCUGAUUGCACUCGCCGUAGUCUUUCCUGCAGUCCUAGCGGAAUGCAACCGCACGCACCUAUUCGAAUGGGCUCACAACUUCGUCGAUGCCCAGGCACUCGGAUUCGCUGGCUAUCUCGGCGGCGCCUCUGAUGACUUCGUGUACCAAGAGAACAACAAAACAAUGGAUCUCACGGCUGGUGUCAUGAGGAAAAUGCUGAAGAUAGACCAUAACCGGACAAUAGCCGACAGUGUCACCUGCUCGUCUUACACGGAAAUCAUCUCGGCUGAUGCCGCACAGCCAUAUGUCAUCGGGGCUCAGAUCCAUCACAACCCCAGCGACAUGAAAGCGUACUUGGUCGACUCGAUUGUUUCCACGACAGGGUCCUGGCUCUUCAACGCGACGCAGACCCUCCACUACGCGCUCCAGGAGAACUGGGGAGUUUUACCCGAGAACAAGCGCGACACUCGAACCACGCUGAAGAACGCCGCGGAUGCCUAUCUCAAUAUUUGGUCGAACAAGAGCGCGAUCGAUGCCGUCCCGUGGGGAACACCUUGUGCCCGCCUAGAAGGCGGGGCGUAUACCGGCAAGGGAGAACCGAACGACAGCUGCAAGGUGGGCAUUCCAACCAACAAUAAUCAGGCUCCCAAUUCGCACCGGAGAUAUGUCAUUGAUGAGACGGUGGGCUCUGCCAGUGUUUUGUGUAUAUUUGAGCAUCUUCAGAUGGCACCAGAUAGCCACGAGUUUCGGUUGGAAGGGGGGAAGCUGCGAUAUGUGCAUACGAUUACUGUCCCUCAGAAGUAA